Messenger RNA from Lineus longissimus, 1296 nucleotides. Its product is annotated as dehydrogenase/reductase SDR family member 7B-like. Gene Ontology annotation, cellular component: membrane. Gene Ontology annotation, molecular function: oxidoreductase activity. Bases 97 to 1029 code for a protein of 310 amino acids. The transcript has 7 exons. The record is from RefSeq and is a predicted model, not a curated record. Lineage: Eukaryota; Metazoa; Nemertea; Pilidiophora; Heteronemertea; Lineidae.
AAAUCUUAGUGUAUUAAUUGCUCGCUAUAAGCUAGGUUAUUGCGCCCCUAAACCAACGUACUGACAACGCCACCUCCCCGGAACUCAAACUUUAACAUGCCAAGUGUCGUGUCAACUGUUGCAAGUGUGCUCAUUCCAUGUUCACUGUGCAUGUUGUUCUGGUACUUUCGACAGCGUAAAGUGAAAGUGGAUGUCCGUGGGAAAGUGGUGCUCAUCACUGGUGCAAGCUCAGGCCUUGGUAAAGCCUGUGCUGUGAUAUUCUACAAAGCUGGUGCUAAAGUCAUUCUUGCUGCAAGAAACCUUGAUGCACUGGAGAAAGUCAAGCAAGAACUUCUUGCCUUGGAUGUGCCUAAUAAAAAACUGUUUGAUCCUGAUAUAAUUCAGUUGGAUCUGGCAGAUUUUGACAGCAUAGCAAAAGCAGCACAAGCAGCUCUUGGUUGCCAUGGAAAUGUACACAUCCUCAUCAACAAUGCAGGAAUGAGUUACCGAGGGGAGAUUUUGGAAACAAGCUUGGAAGUCCAAAAGAAAUUGAUGGCUGUCAAUUAUUUUGGCCAUGUUGCACUUACAAAAGCUCUUCUUCCGUCCAUGAUAGAGCAGAGAGAGGGUCAUAUUGUGGCAGUCAGCAGUAUUCAGGGGAAGUUAUCAAUACCAUUCAGAUCAGCAUAUUCUGCUUCCAAGCAUGCCAUGCAAGCAUUCUUUGACUGUCUUCGUGCAGAAGCAGCUCAACACAAUAUCCAGGUGUGCAUUGUGAGCCCAGGAUACAUCAAAACAAAUAUAUCGUUGAACGCCAUGACAGGUGAUGGCUCAAGUUAUGGAGUGAUGGAUGAAAGUACCAAGACUGGAAUGUUACCAGAGGAUGUUGCAGCUGGUAUCUUAAGUGCUGUGAGGACAAAGCAGGUUGAUAUCCUACAAGCUCCAUUUGCCCACCGCAUUGCUGUUUAUGUGAGGAAUUUAUUGCCUGGAGUGAUGGCGUCCGUCAUGGAAAAACGCGCAAGGAAACAGAGAAAAUUAAUGGAAAAACAAAAGUGAUACUCAUUGUGUCUCAGAUGAAGUCAUAAACAUUCAAAUGGAUUUACAAAAUUGAACUUUUACUCACCAGGCAAAAUGUGUGUUCUUAAUGAAAGCUUAAAUGGGUUAUCUGGACAUCUAAUACAGUUUCUAUAUAUGCAAUGACUUUGUGACUUCCCCGGCUUUAUACAUUGUGCUACAGGGCUGUAUGUGCUACUAUAUUGACUAAAUAUCCUGUCAAACCAUUGACAGCAAUGUGAAGAUAAUAAAGACACCUUUUAAUUGAAA